Nematocida minor is the source of this 1734-nucleotide messenger RNA. RefSeq names its product SWI/SNF-related matrix-associated actin-dependent regulator of chromatin subfamily A-like protein 1. NCBI's taxonomy places the organism in Eukaryota, Fungi, Microsporidia. Gene Ontology annotation, molecular function: ATP-dependent chromatin remodeler activity; ATP binding. The coding region runs from base 1 to 1734 and encodes 577 amino acids. The transcript has a single exon. Gene Ontology annotation, cellular component: nuclear replication fork. Gene Ontology annotation, biological process: replication fork processing; DNA repair. The record is from RefSeq and is a predicted model, not a curated record.
AUGAGUGCAGAGAAUAAAGCGCUUUUUGUGCUGCAAAACACAAAACCACUUUUGCCAUCCGCUGUUUCUGCUCCUCCUCUCUUUUCCAUCUCGCUGGCAAACGAAUUUGAGCUGAAGCUGUCCCCAAGCACGAAAGAAAUAUCUUCCUACCUCUGCGAUAAAGACGGCUCUAAAUACUGCAUACUUGAGAACAUGUGGCAGUUUCACAUUUCGCAUUACUCUGCGAUAGUAAAAAAGUGCAUACCAUCGCAGAGUAAAAUAGAUGGCACGCCUGCAUCCCUGCUCAGAGCGCUGUCUGCAAAGUACCAGGAAGAAGCACAGCAUAAAAAGAUGCUGCCUGUAAGCAUUCCUGAUAAAAUGGUUUCUCUUGAUGGAAAGUCUUCUUUGUCUCUGCAGCCACACCAGAUAGAGGGCGUACUGACAGCACAUCGCCGAAAGUAUAGACUGCUGAUAGCAGACGAAAUGGGCCUGGGAAAAACUCUUCAGGCCAUUGCCAUAUCAAAGAUGUACCUAAGCAGCAACCCAAAUGAAGUAAAAAGAUCGAUUUUUAUUGUGGCUCCAUCCUCAAACACCGCAAUGUGGGUCAACGAGGUAAAAAAAUACAUCACAAAUAGGUGCUAUGAUGUAAAAGACUGGGCGCACAGAGCUCCGCCUAGAGAAAACGAAAUAUCUGCUCUGAUUGUCAGCUACAACGGAGCAAGCACGCACACAGACAUUUUGAAUCAUGCAGACUUUUUUAUGGGAAUAGCAGACGAGUCGCAGUCUUUGAAAAACACAGAGAGCAAAAGAAGCAAGUCUCUUGUGCCGUUUCUCUCGAAAAUGAAACAGGUCAUACUGCUAUCAGGAACACCUGCGCUCUCCAACACCUCCGAGAUGUAUACGCAGAUAAGCAUUAUCUACCCUUUUCUCUUCUCUUACACCGAUUACCACGAGCGGUACUGCAGAAUAAGCGAAAAUCACUACAAUGCGAGCAACCCCAGAGUCAAGCACAUAAUGAAAUACAAAGGGAGCAAGAACCUAGACGAGCUAAAAAUAGCGGUUAAUUCUCUCAUUCUCAUACGAAGAAUAAAGCAAGAGUGUUUGCAGCUGGGAGAAAAGAAACGCAUCCACGUCUCCUUCAAAACCGAACUGUAUGCGCGAGAGACAAACUUAAAAAUACAGGCAGUAACAAAGAAGGGCCCUUCGAGCGAAAUAAUGAUGGAGUAUACGAAGACAGCAGUGGAGAAGAUAGAUGAUGUGCUCUCUUUUAUAAAACAAAAAAGAAACAGCACAAACGACAAAAUUAUAGUAUUUGCGCACCACAAGGAAGUGCUGAACCGAAUAUAUGCGGCGUUUAAGGAAAGAGCCAUAAAGAUAGAUGGGUCUACAGUUAGACAGAAAAGAGAGGCACUCUGCGACGUGUUCAGAAACAAUGAGAAAAUAGAUGUAGCUGUGCUGAGUUUGAAGGCGUGCUCCACCGGACUGACACUUGUCUGCGCGAGAGUAGUUAUAUUCGCAGAGCUGCCAUGGAGCCCAGGAGACUUGCACCAGGCAGAGGACAGAAUAUACAGAAUAGGCCAAACAGAAACGGUAAAGAUAUACUACCUGAUUGCAUCGAAUGUGGAUAGACAGAUAUGGCCACUUCUCAGAAGAAAGAACAACACUCUAACAGGCAUAGGAAUCACAGAGAAAGACAAUGUGAACAUUAAAUUUGAAGUGUUUGAUCCAAAGCAGAAAAAAAUCCAAGAUUUCUAG